AUGUCCCAGGAAGUCAUUGAUCAAAUUGCCGCUUAUCUGACGUCUAACAUCCCCAUAGUUCCAAUUUCUCAAGGGGCCGAAGCUGUGGUUUUCACUACUAAUGUUCACCCAUAUGAGCCCAUAAAUGCGAAGACAAGUCCAAACGAUCAAUCAACCAAAACCAAAUAUGUUAUCAAAUAUAGGCCUCACAAAAAGUAUAGACAUCCUUCGAUAGAUAGAGCUCUCACAAAGCACAGGACCCUCGGCGAGUCCAAGAUAUUGGCCAAGCUAUCCCAACUUCCAGGUCUUCAUGUCCCUAAGCUCAUCGCGACCGACGUUUACAAUGGAUGCAUAUGGAUCGAAUUUCUAGGUGAAGAUUUACCCGAUAGCUUUGGGUUCAGUAAUCUUAAGAAUUACUUGUGGAUGCAUGCAUCUGAUCCGUACUGUGAUGACGUAAAGAAGACACUAAUAAAAGUUGGUCACCAAAUAGGACUUUUACACUGGAACGAUUACUGUCAUGGAGAUCUCACCACGUCUAAUGUUGUGCUUCAUCAAGAUAACGGACAUUGGGAACCAUACCUAAUUGAUUUUGGCUUAGGUUCGACUUCAACACUCGUGGAGGAUAAAGGUGUGGAUCUAUAUGUCUUGGAAAGGGCUAUAAUCAGUACUCACUCGCGGUUUGCAGCAAAAUACAACGAAUGGAUCAUGCAAGGAUUCAGAAGUGUAUACGAGGAUGAAGGCAAGAAGGGCCAGCAGAAAAUGAAGGAUAUAUUGAAAAGGUUUGAAGAAGUUAGGCUGAGAGGCAGAAAAAGAAGUAUGCUGGGAUGA
Molecule: messenger RNA, 807 nt
Organism: Lachancea nothofagi CBS 11611
Lineage: Eukaryota; Fungi; Ascomycota; Saccharomycetes; Saccharomycetales; Saccharomycetaceae
Source: the annotation of a GenBank genome assembly